AUGUGUCUUGGCGUUCUUGAUUCAAUCCGAAAUUGCAAACCCUCUACAUUGCUCCCACCUAAAAAACGCAUCUCAGCUUUAACAAGAGGGAAAGGGGGCUUUGUACCCCAUCCUUCACAAAGCAUGGCCCCCGAAGAAAACUCAAAUACUAUUGAUUCCACCAUUGUCCGACGAUCAGCAAAUUACCAUCCUACCAUUUGGAAUUAUGAUUACAUCCAAUCAUUAACAAGUGAAUACAUGGGGGAGGCAUUCACCCGAAAGAUUGAUAAGUUGAAAGGAGAAGUAACAAUGAUGUUUCACAAAGUGGUGGAUCCUAUAAAGCAACUCGAGCUGAUUGACAUCUUGCAAAGACUUGGAGUAUCUUACCACUUUGAGGAUGAAAUAAGGAGGAUAUUGGAGAAUAAACAUAAUACUCACCAUAGUGGUGACGUUUGCAAGAAGAAGAGUUUGUAUGCUACAGCUGUUGAGUUUAGACUACUGAGACAACACGGAUAUGAUGUACCUCAAGAGACUUUCAAAAGUUACUUCAAUGAAGAGGGGAAUUUCAAAGAAUGUCUUUGUAUCGAUAUUGAAGGAAUGUUGGCUUUGUAUGAAGCCUCGUUCCACUUGAGAAAUGGCGAAAGCAUCUUGGAGGAAGCAAGAGAUUUUGCAACCAAACAUCUUAAAGAGUAUGUGGAUCAAAGCAAAGAUCAAUAUCUUUGUAUGAUGGUUAGUCAUGCCCUCGAGCUUCCACUACAUUGGAGAGUGAUAAGGUUGGAAACGAGGUGGUUCAUUGAUGCAUAUAAGAAUAGAAAAGAUAUGAACUCUACCUUGCUUGAGCUUGCAGAACUGGAUUAUAACAUGGUACAAGCAGUCCACCAAGAAGAUCUAAAAGAAGUGUCAAGGUGGUGGAGGAGCACUGGCCUUGGAGAUUUGAGCUUUGCACGGGAUAGGGUUGUGGAGAAUUUCCUAUGGGCAACAGGAGCAAUAAAUCAACCUCAAUUUGGAUAUGAGAGGAGAAUGUUAGCAAAGCUCGGUGCAUUGUUGACAACAAUAGAUGAUGUCUAUGAUGUCUAUGGCACUUUAGAAGAACUUGAGCUCUUUACAAAUACUAUUGAGAGAUGGGACGUCAAUGGAAUGGAACAACUUCCUUAUUAUCUGCAGAUUUGUUUCCUUUCCGUCUACAACACAAUUAAUGAAAUGGCAUUUGACACUCUCAAGGAAAAGGGAUGCAACAUCAUGUCGUACAUGAAAAAGGGGUGGGCAGAUAUAUGUAGAUCUUAUUUGAUGGAGGCAAAUUGGUUUUACAACCGAUAUACACCAAGCCUUCAAGAAUACCUUGAAUGUGCAUGGAUCACAGUAACAAUACCAAAUAUACUGGUGCAUUGUUAUUUUUUCGUCACAAAUCCCAUAACAGAGGAAGCCUUGGACUCAUUGGAAGAGUAUCCCGAUAUAAUUCGCUUGCCAUCAUUCAUUGUGCGACUUGCAGAUGAUCUCGGAACAUCUACUGACGAGUUAAAGAGGGGGGAUAAUCCUAAAUCAAUCCAAUGCUACAUGAAUGAUACUGGUGCUAGUGAGGAAGAGGCUCGUCAAUACAUGAGGUUCUUGAUUAGUGCAACAUGGAAGACGAUUAAUGGAGAAUGCAUUGCAAGUUCUCCAUUCUCUAAAACAUUUAAUGAGAUCACAAUGAACAUUGCAAGGGUGUCCCAGUUCAUGUACCAGCAUGGAGAUGGUCAUGGCAUUGGAGACGGUGAGACUAAGGACUGCGUGCAAGCGUUGUUUAUUCAUCCCAUUCCUAUAGCUGAGAAUUGCUAA
Messenger RNA from Juglans microcarpa x Juglans regia, 1794 nucleotides. RefSeq names its product myrcene synthase, chloroplastic-like. NCBI's taxonomy places the organism in Eukaryota, Viridiplantae, Streptophyta, Magnoliopsida, Fagales, Juglandaceae. Gene Ontology annotation, molecular function: terpene synthase activity; magnesium ion binding. The record is from RefSeq and is a predicted model, not a curated record. The transcript has 7 exons. Bases 1 to 1794 code for a protein of 597 amino acids. Gene Ontology annotation, biological process: diterpenoid biosynthetic process.